AUGUUUCUUUUACUUUCUUUCUUUCAUUCAUUUUCUUUCUUUCUUUCUUUCUUUCUUUCUUUCUUUCUUUCUUUCUAUCCCAAAAAGGGAGUUGAAUUUGGACCAGAUAAACUGAGAGAAUAUGAUCUGAUUAAGAAACUAAAGAGACUAAGCGUCAACGUUAUCGACACAGGGAACCUGAAACUUCCAGACCAAGGAAAAGAAAUAAUAACAAACAACAUUAAAAAUUCAGAAGAUGUCGGCAAUGGGAAUAAAAUUCUUUCAGAUGCCGUUCAUCAGGAACUGAAGAAAGGCCAUAAUGUGUUGGUACUGGGUGGUGAUCACUCCCUCGGGAUUGGCUCCGUCCAUGGAAAUAUUCUGGGCACAGACGAACCGCCCAUCGUUUUAUGGAUUGAUGCUCACAGCGAUAUCAACACGUCAUUAACAUCGCCAUCUGGAAAUGCUCAUGGUAUGCCCGUUUCGUUUUUCCUGGAAGAGACAAGAUCAACCAUCCCCAAAACAAGUGAAUUUAGUUGGAUCUCUGCUUCGUUGAAAGGAAAAGACGUUGUCUUCAUUGGACUCCGUGAUAUUGACAGCGGUGAAGUGGAAAUUCUUCAAAAAUAUGGCAUCAAGUAUUUCUCCAUGCAAGAGGUUGAUGCCUAUGGAAUAAAAGAUGUUCUUCAACUGGCUUUAGAUAUGGCUGAUCCGACCGGGACUCGACCAAUCCAUGUGAGUUUCGACAUUGACUCAAUGGAUCCCAUGUUCACACCUAGUACAGGUACCCCAGUCUUUUCGUAUGUAUGUAUGUAUCUAUCUAUCUAUCUAUCUAUCUAUCUCAGUGUAUAUUCAUCUAUCUAUCUAUCUAUCUAUCUAUCUAUCUAUCUAUCUCAGUAUUCAUAUUGUAUUCAUAUCUAUCUAUCCCAUAUCUAUCUAUCUAUCUAUCUAUCUAUCUCUCAGUGUAUUCAUAUCUAUCUAUCUAUCUAUCUAUCUAUCUCAGUGUAUUCAUAUCUAUCUAUCUAUCUAUCUCAGUGUAUUCAUAUCUAUCUAUCUAUGCUAAUAUCUAAAUCUAUUCAUAUCUAUCUAUCUAUGCUAAUAUCUAAACCUAUUCAUAUCUAUCUAUCUAUGCUAAUAUCUAAAUCUAUUCAUUAUCUAUCUAUCUAUGCUAAUAUCUAA
Molecule: messenger RNA, 1152 nt
Organism: Acanthosepion pharaonis
Lineage: Eukaryota; Metazoa; Mollusca; Cephalopoda; Sepiida; Sepiidae
Source: the annotation of a GenBank genome assembly